Pseudomassariella vexata is the source of this 1197-nucleotide messenger RNA. RefSeq names its product aldo/keto reductase. The transcript is spliced from 8 exons. The record is from RefSeq and is a predicted model, not a curated record. Gene Ontology annotation, molecular function: aldose reductase (NADPH) activity. NCBI's taxonomy places the organism in Eukaryota, Fungi, Ascomycota, Sordariomycetes, Amphisphaeriales, Pseudomassariaceae. Gene Ontology annotation, cellular component: cytosol. Bases 97 to 1068 code for a protein of 323 amino acids.
AGCACGAUAGGUUGAUUCCUUCCACAUGCUACAGACAGACAACAUUGCUACCUCACGCUCCCAAUCAUCAACGUCAGUAUCAACAUUAAUUUCACAAUGGCAUCAUUUAAGUUGAACUCGGGCUAUUCAAUCCCAAGCAUUGGACUUGGGACUUGGCAAUCGAAGCCGAACGAAGUUGCUUUGGCAGUGGAAAGUGCAUUGAAGGCAGGAUGCAGACAUAUCGAUGCAGCUGCGAUAUACGACAACGAAGAUGAAGUUGGCCGGGGAAUCAAAGCCUCUGGUGUUGAUCGGAAAGACAUUUUCAUCACCUCAAAGCUUUGGAAUACGCACCACAAGCCCGAAGACGUCGAACGCGCACUUGAUAUCACCCUGAAGGACUUGCAGACAAAUUACGUCGACUUGUAUCUGAUCCACUGGCCCGUGUCGUUCCAAAAGACCGACGACAAGGAGCGAUUCCCCGUGAACCCCGCCACCGAGGAGAUCGCCGUCAUCGAAGUGCCCAUUAAAGACACCUGGAAGGUGAUGGAGGAGAUGGUGAAGAAGGGCAAAGUCCGCUCCAUUGGCGUAAGCAACUUUACGCGGGAGAAGAUUGAAGAUUUGUGGAAGACCGCAGAGAUCAAGCCGGCCGUGAACCAGAUUGAAGCGCAUCCAUACUUCCAGCAACCCGAGUUCCUUGAGUGGAUGAAGAAAAAUGAUAUCGUCGUGGAGGCCUAUAGCCCUCUCGGGAACAAUAUCUACAACCUGCCACGCGGAGUCGACGACAGCGCCGUCCUCAACAUCGCCAAGCGCCUCAACAAGCAACCCGCCCAAGUCCUCGUAAACUGGGCCCUACAGCGCGGCACCGUAGUGCUCCCCAAGAGCGUCACCCCGUCGCGCAUCGUCGCGAACAUGGAGAUAUUCGAGCUCUCAAAAGAGGACAUGGACACCAUAAACGCCCUGGAAAGGAACCACCGGUACAAUUUCCCGGCUAGACUCGGCGUGAACAUCUUCGGGGAGAAGACCGAGGAGGAGCUCCGCAAGAGUGUGGAGGAGUGGAAGGCGGCGCAGAGGAAGCUCAAACAGGGUUAAGCUAGACAUACAGUGUACCUAGACUAUAGAGUAGAUAGAGUAGAACAUAUCCGAUCAUGAGAUCAAUCAUGUUAUCUUCGUCUCUAUUGUGCCGUGUCGUUAGAUGAAGUCUUGGACCACCGGACUCGU